Molecule: messenger RNA, 5686 nt
Organism: Acanthochromis polyacanthus (spiny chromis)
Lineage: Eukaryota; Metazoa; Chordata; Actinopteri; Pomacentridae
Gene: aox6
Product: aldehyde oxidase 6
Exons: 35
Coding region: 66-4064 (1332 amino acids)
Molecular function (GO): iron ion binding; xanthine dehydrogenase activity; 2 iron, 2 sulfur cluster binding
Source: RefSeq, a predicted model, not a curated record
UCCUGGCAGCACUGCUAUAUACUCACACAGCCUUCACUUCUGUGUUGACAACUUGCACUUGAAAGAUGUCUGCAGGCAAACAGGGAGACAGCUUGUGCUUCUUUAUCAACGGGAAAAAGGUGACGGAGGACGAUGCGGAUCCUGAGACGAUGCUGCUGUCCUUCCUCAGGGACAAACUGAGGCUGACUGGAACUAAGUCCGGAUGUGGCGGUGGAGGAUGCGGAGCGUGCACGGUGAUGGUGUCGCGCUACCAACCUGCAACCAAAACCUUCACCCACUACUCGGCCAACGCCUGCCUGCUGCCGCUCUGCCAGCUGCAUGGAGCCGCCGUCACCACGGUGGAGGGCAUCGGCAGCUCCAAGACCAGGAUCCACCCGGUCCAGGAGCGAAUCGCGAAGGCUCACGGAUCGCAGUGUGGCUUCUGCACUCCAGGGAUGGUGAUGUCCACGUACGCUCUGCUGAGGAACAAACCUCAACCGACCAUGGAGGACAUCACACAGGCUCUGGCUGGUAAUCUGUGUCGUUGCACCGGAUAUCGGCCGAUUGUUGACGGCUGCAGGACCUUCUGUCAGGAAGCCAACUGCUGCCAGGCUAAUGGAGACGGAAACUGUUGCCGCAACGGAGACGGAAACCCCGAUACACCUGAGGAGGAAAAGCCACAGCUGUUUGACAAAGAAGACUUUCUGCCGUUGGACCCGACGCAGGAGCUCAUCUUCCCUCCAGAACUGAUCCUGAUGGCGGAGACCGCAAACCCAGAAACGCUCACCUUCUACGGGGAGAGGACGACCUGGGUGUCCCCCACCUCUCUGGAGGAGCUGGUCCAGCUGAAGGCCAAACACCCCAAAGCUCCGCUGGUGAUGGGCAACACCAACAUAGGUCCAGACAUCAAGUUCAAAGGCGUCCUACAUCCGCUGAUCAUCUCUCCAAGCAGAGUGAAGGAGCUGUUUGAAGUCUCUGAGACUGCUCAGGGUGUUUGGGUCGGUGCCGGCUGCAGUCUGUCCGAGCUUCGCUCUCUGCUGGAGAAGCUGGUUCCUCAGUUCCCAGAGGAGAAGACGGAGCUGUUCAGAGCCCUGAACCAGCAGCUGGGGAACCUGGGAAACCAGCAGAUCCGAAAUGUUGCUACUCUUGGAGGGAACAUUGUGAGCGCUUAUCCCAACUCAGACCUGAACCCCGUUCUGGCUGUCGGCAACUGCAAAGUCAGCGUCAUCUCCAGCGGAGGAAGACGAGAGGUUCCCCUGAAUAAAGACUUUUUCACGGGCUUCGGAAAAACCAUCCUGAACCCCGAAGAGAUUGUUGUGUCGGUUUUCAUCCCGUUCACCAGAAAGGGGGAGUUUGUUCGAGCUUUCCGCCAGGCGCCGAGAAAGGAGGCGUCCUUCGCCACCGUGUCGACGGGAAUGAGGGUGUUUUUCUCAGAGGGAUCCAGAGUGGUUCAGGAUGUCAGUUUAUACUACGGAGGAAUGGGUCCGACCACCGUUAGCGCCACCAAAACCUGCGCAGCAAUCAUCGCAAAGCCGUGGGAUGACGAAACCCUCAGCAAAGCUUACGACAUCCUUCUGGACGAGCUGGCUCUGCCUCCGUCGGCUCCCGGAGGCAAAGUUGAGUUUCGUCGCUCCUUGACUCUCAGCCUCCUCUUCAAGUUCCACCUGGAGGUCCUGCAGAAGCUCAGAGAAACGAAUGUGAUCAAAGACGAGGUGCCGGAGAAGAUUUCACCGUUACCCAGAGAGAUCCAGCCCGGCCUGCAGGAGUUCCAGGCUGUGUCAAAGGACCAGAGCGCCCAGGACCCGGUGGGGCGUCCCAUCAUGCAUCGCUCUGCCGUCGGUCACGCCACCGGUGAGGCCGUCUACUGCGACGACAUCCCCAAAACAGACGGGGAGCUUUUCCUGGGGCUCGUCACCAGCUCUCGAGCACACGCUAAGAUCACAGCUGUGGAUGUCAGUCAGGCCCUGCAGCUUCCUGGUGUGGUCGACGUCAUCACGGCCCAAGAUAUUCCUGGGAAGAAAUUCCGACCAAUGACUGGUCAGAAGGAGGAGCUGAUGGCCGAGACCGAGGUUUCUUGCAUCGGUCAGAUCAUUUGUGCAGUCGUCGCUGAUACCAGGGCUCACGCCAAACGAGGAGUUGCGGCCGUGAAGAUCAGCUACGAAGACCUGCCAGAUCCCAUUUUCACCAUCGAGGACGCCAUCGAGAAGUCGUCUUACUAUGAGCCUCGGCGGAUGAUCGAGCGAGGGAACGUGACCGAAGCUUUUGAAAAAGUCGAUCAGAUUUACGAAGGUGAGAUGCGAAUAGGAGGCCAGGAGCAUUUCUACAUGGAGCCUCAGAGCAUGGUGGUUGUCCCUGUUGGUGAGGAGAUGGAGUUCGAUGUUUACAUCUCCACUCAGUGGCCGAGUCUUAUGCAGGAGGCAGUAGCAGAGACGUUGGGCAUCUCAUCCAACAGAGUCACCUGUCAUGUUAAGAGACUCGGUGGCGCUUUUGGAGGGAAAGUCACCAAAACCAGCCACUUGGCUUCUAUCACCUCUGUGGCUGCUUUGAAGACCAAUCGCGCCGUCCGCUGUGUCCUGGAGCGAGGCGACGACAUGUUGAUCACAGGGGCCCGACAUCCCGUCACUGCAAGAUACAAGGUGGGCUUCAUGAAAGACGGCAGGAUCGUGGCUGCAGAUAUGGAGUACUACUCCAACGCCGGCAACACUAUAGACGAAUCUACUCUGGUUGUCGAGAAGAUCCUGAUGCACAUGGACAACGUUUACAACAUCCCCAACCUGCGAGGACGUGGUGCCGCCUGCAGGACCAACCUGCCGUCCAACACCGCCUUCAGGGGCUUCGGCGUGCCUCAGGGCCUCAUGGUGGUGGAGAACAUGAUCAACGACGUGGCGGUGGUGCUGGGGCGCCCCGCUGACGAGAUCCGCGAGAUCAACAUGUACAGGGGCCCGUCAGUCACCCACUACAAGCUGGAGUUCAGCCCCGACAACUUUCUGCGCUGCUGGGAUGAAUGUAAGCUCAAGUGUGACUACAGCGCCAGACGUAAAGCUGUCGACCAGUUCAACAAGCAGAGUCGCUGGAAGAAGAGAGGGAUGUCCAUCAUUCCAAUCAAAUAUGGCGUCGCCUUCGCAGAGAGCUUCCUCAAUCAGGCUGCAGCUCUGGUCCACAUCUACAAAGACGGCUCCGUUCUGGUCACUCAUGGAGGGACGGAGAUGGGUCAGGGAAUCCACACUAAGAUGCAGCAGGUUGCCAGCCGUGAGCUUCGCAUCCCGACCUCAAAGAUCUACAUCAGUGAAACCGGCACCAACACCGUCCCCAACACCUGCCCGUCUGCUGCUUCCUUUGGCACCGACGCCAACGGCAUGGCGGUCAAGAACGCCUGUGAGAUUCUGUACCAGCGGCUGGAGCCCAUGAGGAAGAAGGACCCCAACGGGUCCUGGGAGAGUUGGGUGUCCGCAGCAUUCUAUGAGAAGAUCAGCUUGUCGGCCACUGGAUAUUUCAGAGGUGAGGACCUCUACAUGGACUGGGAGAAGAUGGAGGGUCGGCCCGGCGCCUACUUCACAUUCGGAGUCUGUUGCUGCGAGGUGGAGCUCGACUGCCUCACCGGAGACUACCGGACGCUGAGGACGGACAUCGUGGUGGACAUCGGCAGGAGUGUGAACCCGUCUGUGGACAUCGGACAGAUUGAAGGAGCGUUCAUGCAGGGUUUGGGUCUCUUCACUCUGGAGGAGCUGAAGUUUUCCCCCUCUGGGCUUCUGUACACUCGAGGUCCGUCUCAGUACAAGAUCCCGGCCAUCUGCGACGUUCCGCUUCGAUUCAACGUUUACCUCCUAAAGGACAGCGACAACCCUCACGCCAUCUACUCCUCCAAGGGUAUCGGAGAACCCGUCGUCUUCUUGGGCAGUGCGGCGUUCUUUGCCAUCAAAGACGCCGUGGCUGCGGCUCGCUCCGACUCCGGUCUGGUCGGUCCGUUUACUUUGAGCAGUCCUGCGACGCCGGAGAGAGCCUGUCUGGCCUGCAACUCCCAGUUCACGCAGAAGAUUCCAACCAGCAAACCGGGAUCUUUCAAACCGUGGGCCUUAGACAUCUGAAACUGAAGUCAAACUAUAACCACGAUUAAUCAGAAGUUAUCUUACCAAUCCUCACACUACUAGUAUAAAUCAUGUUUACGCGCAAAUGAUCAACAAACAAGAAACUUACGACUGAAAUCAUAGUGCUUGUUGAUUGUCAGUGAUAUAAAAUGUGAAUUAAUGCAUUAUGACCACUUGAUUUUACAGCUUUUUUUUUGUAGUGUCACUAUUUCUGCAGCAACUAAACAAACAUAAACGGAUCAAAUAAAAGCAGUGUUUCAUCCGAGUUUGUUUAAUGACGGAUACCGAUCCACAGCAGAAGUUAAAGUCAUGAAAAACAGCAGGAAUGUUUGCUAAGCUAACGCAGAUUUGUCUUCUUGUGGACCGAGGCUGCUCAAACGUCGAUGCACCACACGGCUGCAGAGUCGCCUGUCGGAGAGGAAACCUGCAGGAAGAGAAGAAGAAGAAGAGUUAAUGAGGUGUUUGACAGGAAGAGGUUAGAAAACACAAAGAAAGAGACAGUUCUGGGUGAAACUUUCGGCAUUAUUGGCGUGUUUUUUAAAGUUAAAAUGGAUGAACUCCGUGAAAAAUUGAAGAAAAAAUUACAAUUUAUUCUCUAAAUUAACUGAUCAGUCUAUAUAUUGUCGAAAAAUACUGAAAAAAAUUUAAGAAACUGGACAAUAUUUGACAUUUAUACCAUUAAAUACCUAUUCCAAAACUUUGAAUAUCCUGAAAAAGUUCCUUUUUUUUGGUAAUUUAAUUCAGAAAAAAUCAACUUUCAAAUAUUAUGUAAUUAUUAAACAAAAACUGGAAUUGUGUACAUGAAAUGAUUCUUUUUUUUAAAGUCAUUUUUAGUUUUAUUUUUGAUGAUUAUGGCUUAAGGCUCACCAAAAUCUGAAAUCCAGUAUCUCAAAGUAUUGUAAUAUUUCCGAACAUUAAUAAAAUAAAGUGUUCUAAUAUUUUAUGAGACUGGAUUUCUGAGAUUCAUGAGCUAUAAGCCAGUAACAUUUAAACCAAAUGAACUAUUUUAUGCUACGUGUAAUGAAUAUAGAGUAUCUGAAAGUUUACCUUUUGAGGUAGUGUGCAGUUACUAGUUAAGUUUUCUUUUAAGAGCGCUCUUUAUGUGCAAGAUCUUCUUGUUAGUUUGCUGUUAAUCAUCUCCAAACAAUACAAAUUCCUAGUUCACACUGUAUGAUAAAUCUUGUUUAGCUAUCAUAAUAAUACACUAUAUUUCUAUUGCAUCUCAAAACUGAAGCUACAAGGUGUUUUAUCAUAAAAAAAAUAAGCAACAAUAAACAGAAAAUGAGAGAAAACAUGAAGAAAACAAUCAAACAUUGCAAAAAGCAUCAAUAAAACUUGAGAAACAGGUCAAAUCUGUCUCAGACUAGCAAUAAGAAGCACUUCCAAUUGAUUUUGAAGCUAAUAUUAAGGUUAAAAAGGUUAUUGCUGUGACUUCCAAAUAUGUUUUACAGUUUUUCUGCUGCUUGAACUGACUAGAACUCAAGGCAAGGGUUUAAAACUGAACAUCUGGAAACAAAUGCACCAUUCUGGAUCAUUUUCAUGUAAAGAAAAACAAGAAUAAAGACGUAAAAAACAACAUUUCUACAAACACCAAAAGCAUUAAAAUGUUAUUUUAGCUGUGA